UCAGUGGUAUCAAGAAGAUAGUUGAACGGGGUAGUGAGACGUUGAGAAAGAAGAUAGGUGCUAUAUUGGUUAAUUUGAUGUGCAGGAAGAAACAUGUGUCCAGUGUUUAAAUUUGUGUAGUUGUAUGCACAAAUAUUUGGAGGGCAAUUAUCAUUUGUUCAACAUGACACCCCCUGUCAUACAUGUAUUGUUUUUUAAGAAUAGAGGUAUUUACUUCAUUAUUUUUUCAUAUUGCUAUUACUUUUUUUAAAGGGAAAAUUGAAAAUUACUCCCUGGGUUCUUUUGGAUUGUUUGUUGCACGCUACUUGUGAUCCCACUAUUAUUACCAGUAGCUAUCUUAAAUCGUUAGUUCUUUUUAGGAGCUUUUGUGGUUGCUGUUCUCAUAGACCUACUUUCUUAGGUUCAUCGACUCGACCGAGAGAGCAGCGGCCUCCUCUUGAUGGGGAGAACAAAAGAAAGUGUAGAUCAUCUUCAGUGGUUAUUUAGUGACAUAAAUAAAGAAAAUUCGUCCUGCAAGGGUUGGAAUGAUGCAUGUCAAGCAACAUAUCGGAGGUAUUGGGCUUUGGUCAUAGGCUCUCCCAGGGAAAAGGAAGGGUUAAUUUGUGCUCCUCUUACAAAGGUGCUCCUUAAUGAUGGGAAGACUGAAAGGGUCAUCUUGGCUCAUCAAUCAGGUUUAGAAGCUUCUCAAGAGGCCAUAACUGAAUAUCGGGUUCUUGGUCCUAUGAUAAGUGGAUGCUCAUGGAUUGAACUACGACCAGUUACUGGCCGGAAGCAUCAGCUCCGCGUUCAUUGUGCCGAAGCUCUUGGCGCUCCGAUUGUGGGUGACUACAAGUAUGGUUGGUUUGUUCACCAGAGAUGGAAGCAAAUGCCUAGGGUUGAUAUUGAGCCAACAACUGGUAAACCGUACAAGUUGCGAAGGCCAGACGGUCUGGAUGUUCAGAAAGGAAGUGUUUUAUCUAAGGUUCCUUUGUUACAUCUGCACUGUAGGGAGCUUGUCCUUCCCAACAUCGCAAAGUUCCUUCAAGUUUUGGAUCAAAACUCAGAAAACCUGCAUCCGGUAGUUAGGUCGAAGCCAGAUCUUCUUCGGUUUGUGGGAUCGAUGCCUUCCCACAUGAAAAUUAGUUGGAAUCUUAUGUCCUCGUAUUUGGUAUAAGAAUUCAGGAAAGUUAAGUGUUUUGUAGAGCCAGAUCUGUGUUACUGUAGAUCAA
Corylus avellana is the source of this 1208-nucleotide messenger RNA. Lineage: Eukaryota; Viridiplantae; Streptophyta; Magnoliopsida; Fagales; Betulaceae. The record is from RefSeq and is a predicted model, not a curated record.